CGUCCCAGGACCUCCUCCUAAGACCCCAUAAGGCCCGUAAGGCUCAAAUAGGGCCCAAUGUCCGGCGGGUCCUGACAGACCGACCCUUCGGUGCAUUCUUAAACGAGUCCUUUGCGCAAGUAACGAUACGGAAAAUUGGGCCUUUACGCGCUUGGGAAUGUUCGCGAAUUCGUGAUCCGGUUCCUGGGUAGCGGUCGGUUCUGUGAAAGGAGGAAAAUAAAUCUCGGUCGUACUCAUUUUCCCGCGUGUUUUUGGCACCUUGGCAGUAGGAAGUACUCCAGAAAGAAUUUUUAGUGCCGGUGUGGUUUCGGUCGGAAGAGGGACCGUAAGGCGCUUCUAGAACGGAGACAGCGACGAGCUGCUUAACCGAGAGGCCACGGAACGCAGAGCUGGCAAUCACGAACCGGUGGCGGCCAUUUUUCAGGAAACGACUGAACUUCCGGAAGCCGCAAAAUGGGCAAGAAGGACGUCGAGGCGCAGGAAGCUCCUGCCGAGCCGAUGACGGAUUUUGGUAGCAGUGCCAAAAUAACGCCUGCUAUCAUUGGCGAAUUCGCGGAGAAGGAUGAGAUCUACAAUCCCUUCGAGUUCAGGGAUAAAAAGAACACGAACUCGGACCUGGGAUCUCUCGCUCAUCUCCUCAAGUCUUCUCUGGGCACCGGCAUUCUGGCUAUGCCGAAUGCCAUAAAAAAUGGUGGCCUGCUCUUCGGGGCUGUUGGUACCCUUGUGAUAGGGUUCGUUUGCGCCCACUGUGUUCAUAUACUCGUAAAGUCGUCACACGUUCUCUGUCGGCGGACGAAAACACCGAAAAUGACCUAUGCCGAGACCGCCUGUGCAGCCUUCCAGUGCGGACCGAAGAUCUUGAGGCCAUUCGCCAACUUCAGCAAGGUCUUCGUCAACGCGGCGCUCUGCGCCACGUACGUAGGCGGUGCCUGCGUCUACGUUGUCUUCGUGUCGGAAUCUAUAAAGCAGGUGGCCGACUACUACAGCGGGAUGAACAUACCAAUUAGAUUGUACAUGGUUACCUUGAUACCUGCCGUGGUGCUUCUCGGUCAGAUACGGAAUCUGAAGUAUCUGGUGCCGUUUUCCAUGAUUGCCAACAUUAGCAUAGUGAUCGGCUUCGCUAUCAUGAUGUACUACCUUUUCGAGGACAUAAAACCCAUCAGCAGCGUGAAUCUUGUUGCCUCCUUGCCGCAAAUUCCGAAAUUCUUUGCUACUGUCAUCUUCGCCAUCGAGGGAAUAGGAGUGGUGAUGCCUGUCGAAAACAGCAUGAAGAAGCCGCAUCAUUUUCUGGGGUGUCCAGGAGUGUUAAAUGUGACGAUGUCAACAGUGGUAGCAUUAUAUGCUAUCAUCGGAGUUUUUGGCUACCUCAAAUACGGAGAUGCUACGAAAGGAAGCGUCACCUUCAGCUUGGAGAUUUCAGACGUUCUUGGACAAGUGGUAAAACUCUCCAUCGCUUUGGCAGUUCUUUUUACCUAUGGAUUGCAAUAUUCAGUUCCCUUGGAUAUCAUUUGGUGCUCCAUGAAAGGAUGGUUCAGCCACCAGUACGCCGGGAUCGGCGAGACAAUUGUGAGAUUUUUCAUGGUCAUGGUGACAGUAUGUGUUGCGGCGCUGGUUCCCGAACUGGACCCAUUCAUUUCCCUGGUUGGUGCUCUAUUUUUCUCAGUACUUGGCAUCAGUAUUCCCGCAAUUAUCGAGACCAUUUCCUGCUGGGAUGGUCACUUGGGGACGUGCAAAUGGAGGUUAUGGAAGAAUCUCCUGCUACUUGUGUUCUCGGUGUUUGCUCUUAUCUCUGGAUCUUGGAUGUCGAUAAUGGAUAUUAUAAAUCUUUACAAGUGA
Molecule: messenger RNA, 1836 nt
Organism: Orussus abietinus
Lineage: Eukaryota; Metazoa; Arthropoda; Insecta; Hymenoptera; Orussidae
Product: proton-coupled amino acid transporter-like protein pathetic
Exons: 8
Coding region: 454-1836 (460 amino acids)
Biological process (GO): amino acid transmembrane transport
Cellular component (GO): vacuolar membrane
Molecular function (GO): amino acid transmembrane transporter activity
Source: RefSeq, a predicted model, not a curated record